AUGGCAGAAUUCCCAUUCAAUGCUCUAGGCGGUCAGAUGAGGCCCCACCAACUGGCGAGUUUGACUGAGAAUGACCCGCGUCACGCCACCGACGGGCUUAUCGCUGAGUCAUGGCUCAUGGGCGCCGAAGUCGCAAUCGCCUUCUCCAAUUUCCAAGAAGGUGUGUCGCUGCCAACAUGGAGAGCCAAUGUUGGCUAUGAAGAAGGAGAGGAUUGGGUUGUGAGCAAGAUGCAAUGCGGCUAUCCUCGAUUCUUCAUACAUCCUAGCAUUCAGAAGCUCGCCCAAGAGGUUGUUCGUCGCGUCGGAGAUCCAGAAUCGGAGACUGCCACCCUAUUUCCCACACCCAAAACCGCCCGUAUUUGCCACUCGUUCAUCGUGUCGAAAGUGUCCGCCGAGGAAGCAAAAGCAAUCCGGAUUGUGAGAUUUUUGCCGUCACAACAAACUGAGAAAGGGUCGAACACAAUUACAUCUUCGCUGGUGGCUGUGAUUCAUAAGAAGGAGUUUGCGCCUAUCGCCAAGCAGGUCUGGCAACAUUCCGGCAAUGGAAUUUCUAGCCGACGAGGAGAGUUCUGUCAUCGCGCAUUGGAGGACGGCUUUCUUGUGGAGGAGAAGCAAUCUACAACGACGAAGACGCAAGCGCAACGACCAUGCAAGGGUCCUCGCCGCUAUCAAAGCAAGGAAUCUGCCGCCGGAUCAUCACGCGGUUCAUCUGCCUCGACCCCCGUGCCACUCGAGAGCACCUCAGUAACAAAUGGUGUCGACGACGGCCGAGAUUAUGCUCAUUUUAUCGAGGAGCGCUUCGGCCGCAACCUUAGUAUAGUCUUGGCUGAGCAGGCAAAGGUCGCUGUGCGAAGGCGAAUUGCUGGUGUGCUGACUGCGGAUGUGGAAUUGCCAGAGGCACUUGAGGCUACUUCGGCUGAAGGACGAAUCUCGGGUAUUUCGGAGCAGGACGUGUACCUCUAUCCUGCUGGUAUGAGUGCUAUCUUUAACUCGCACCAAACGCUCCUGGCCGCCCGCGGUCCACUCAAGAGUAUCUGCUUCGGAUUUCCCUAUACAGAUACUUUGAAGAUCCUGCAGAAAUGGGGACCUGGUUGCCAGUUCUAUGGUCAUGGCUCAUCAGAGGAAUUAGAUGAUCUGGAAGAGCGGCUGAAGAAUGGUGAACGAUUCUUGGGACUGUUCACUGAAGCCCCUGGCAACCCCCUCCUAAAGACGCCGAACCUUGUUCGGAUUCGAGAGUUGGCCGACAAGUAUGACUUUGCCGUAGUUGUGGACGAGACAAUAAGCAACUUUCUCAACAUCAACGUCCUGCGGUAUGCCGACAUUGUCGUGAGCAGCUUGACAAAGAUCUUCAGUGGUGACAGCAAUGUCAUGGGUGGCAGUGCCGUGCUCAACCCACACAGCUCUUAUUAUCGCGUUUUGAAGGAGACCUUGGAUCGCGAAUACGAGGAUCUCUAUUGGGCGGAAGAUGCUGUCUUCAUGGAACGUAACAGCCGUGAUUUUAUCAGCAGAAUUGACAAGAUCAAUGCCAAUGCCGAAGGGAUCACCGCCAUGUUAAAGGAAUCACCCUUGGUCAAGGAAGUCUAUUAUCCGAAGUACAGCCCGACAAGACCUGAUUACGACAAACUGCGGACUACCAAUGGUGGCUAUGGAGGCCUCUUCUCUGUCACCUUCCACUCCACCGAGCGAUCUAUUGCGUUCUUUGACACCCUGGAUGUCUUCAAGGGACCCAGCCUCGGCACCAACUUUACCCUCAGUUCUCCAUACGUCGUCCUCGCUCACUACCUCGAAUUAGACUGGGUGAGAAUGUAUGACGUUGAUCCGGACCUGGUCAGAAUUAGCGUCGGGCUUGAGGAGCUUCCUGACUUGCGACGCCUUUUCCAAAAGGCGUUGGAGGCAGUGGAAAAGGUGAAAGCCUAG
This is a messenger RNA of Penicillium diatomitis, 1917 nucleotides long. RefSeq names its product cystathionine gamma-synthase. The record is from RefSeq and is a predicted model, not a curated record. Gene Ontology annotation, biological process: transsulfuration. The transcript has 5 exons. NCBI's taxonomy places the organism in Eukaryota, Fungi, Ascomycota, Eurotiomycetes, Eurotiales, Aspergillaceae. Bases 1 to 1917 code for a protein of 638 amino acids. Gene Ontology annotation, molecular function: cystathionine gamma-synthase activity; pyridoxal phosphate binding.